Messenger RNA from Penicilliopsis zonata CBS 506.65, 1100 nucleotides. RefSeq lists its product as hypothetical. NCBI's taxonomy places the organism in Eukaryota, Fungi, Ascomycota, Eurotiomycetes, Eurotiales, Aspergillaceae. Bases 121 to 963 code for a protein of 280 amino acids. Gene Ontology annotation, molecular function: enoyl-CoA hydratase activity. The record is from RefSeq and is a predicted model, not a curated record. Gene Ontology annotation, biological process: fatty acid beta-oxidation. The transcript has 2 exons. Gene Ontology annotation, cellular component: mitochondrion.
ACCGAGUGAAAGCUAAACAGUACAUAACUACAUUUAUCUACUGCUACACUCUUAUUUGAAAGAAAUAUAAAACCACUAUUAUAACAAUCAUAUUACUUCAUCCAAUUGGAAUCCCCAAACAUGACGUUCACCACCUCCCCCCCAACCCCCGAAUACGCCCUGCUCUCCUUUCCAACCCCCCAGAUCCUCCUGGUGACACUCAACCGCCCACGCAGUCUCAACUGCAUCAACACAAAGGGCCAUCAAGAGCUCCACGCCAUCUGGGAAUGGAUGGACUCGGAACCGUCGUUGCGCGUGGGCAUCCUGACCGGAGCGGGGAGGGCGUUCUGCGCCGGCGCAGAUCUAAAGGAAUGGCAAGGUAAAGCCAACUCCGGCGAAGACCUCACCCCUCGAUCCGGGUUUGGCGGACUCUCGCGCCGCACAGGGCUCAAGCCGGUGAUCUGCGCGGUAAACGGCCUCUGUCUAGGCGGAGGCAGCGAGAUGGCCAUCAACGCAGAUCUGGUGAUUGCCAGCCAGGGGGCUGUGUUUGGGUUUCCGGAGGUGAAGCGCGGGGUGGUCGCUAUUGCGGGCUCGCUGCCGCGGCUCGUGCGGACGGUCGGCCGUCAGCGCGCAAUGGAGAUGGUUCUCACGGGGCGGCAGGUCUCGGCUGUCGAGGCGGAGAGAUUCGGCUUCGUCAACGAGGUGGUUCCUUCCGAUGAUGCUGCUGCUACGAAUGGUGCUCCUGGGGCCGUCGUGCGGCGCGCAAUCGAGGUGGCCCGGGAAAUCGCGGAAAACAGCCCCGACGCCGUCAUUGUCAGUCGCGAGGGAGUCAAGAUCGGCUGGGAGGGUGUCGGCGCGGAGGAUGGUACGCGGAUGCUUAUCGACGGUUGGUCGAAGCGUCUCUACGGGGGAGAGAAUAUCAAGGAGGGCUUGCUCGCGUUUGUAGAGAAAAGGAAGCCCAACUGGUUCGACAGUAAACUGUGACUUGCAUAUGGAGAAAGUGCGGAAGGCACUAACUAUAGCAGGUUGUUGUUACACCCUGGCGGGCUCUGUGUAGCUAUAUCUAGGUAAUAUACGAAUGAUACUACAGAAAUAAUAAAAAAAAUAAAAUCACUUUGUUG